Spizellomyces punctatus DAOM BR117 is the source of this 819-nucleotide messenger RNA. RefSeq lists its product as uncharacterized. The coding region runs from base 1 to 819 and encodes 272 amino acids. The record is from RefSeq and is a predicted model, not a curated record. Gene Ontology annotation, molecular function: S-adenosylmethionine-dependent methyltransferase activity. The transcript has 6 exons. Gene Ontology annotation, biological process: phosphatidylcholine biosynthetic process. Lineage: Eukaryota; Fungi; Chytridiomycota; Chytridiomycetes; Spizellomycetales; Spizellomycetaceae.
AUGUCCACCGGCAACGACAUCCUGGAACCCCUCUAUCCGUACUUGGCGCAGGUGCAAUCUUUAGCCUCCCCGUACAUCUCGCAACUGGAGACGGUCGCGGCACCCCUCAUCCAAGAUGCAAAGAUACGCGUUGCUGAUCUACAAGAGCUUGCAGCUCCUUACGUUGGCCCACUAUUUGAAUACGCCGAGCGGGUUGAGGAUGCGCUACCUACCUUCUCGUACCCUAUCGCCUAUGUUGCGGCGGCAGCCAUUGUGCUACACGUGGCCAACUAUAAUUUGACCGCUCAGUUGGAGUACCAUACUAGAAUUUUCACCAAGAUCUUUCGUUCGCCCGCGGUAUACUUGUACGCUCUGUACCUCAUUGCCUCCGCAUUGGUCCGCGACCAUUACGUUAUGCAAGCAGUCGAAGGGGAUGUGAACUCGUACAUCUUGUUCUCCAAGGAAGCCGCAAAACUCAUUGGACACACCUUAAUCACGUUUGGGAUACUUUUGAAUCUUUGGACCCUGAAGGCUCUUGGAAUCAAGGGCAUGUACAACGGUGACAGCUUUGGACACUUGAUGGACGCCCCUGUAUCUGGUGGCCCGUACCGUUUCUUCAACGAUCCUCAAUAUGUUGGCACAACUCUUGCUUUGUUGGGAUACGCGGUCAAGUGCCAGUCAUGGACCGGAUAUGUGUUGACGGCGGUUCUAUUCACUACCUUUUGGAUUUCAGUCAAAUUCGUAGAGGGUCCCCAUAUGAAUCGUAUCUACGCGAAUAAAGGAAAGAAAACAACGGCAGCGCAAGGAUCUAAGAAAACGCCUAGGAGAAAGUUUGACUAA